Molecule: messenger RNA, 974 nt
Organism: Eublepharis macularius
Lineage: Eukaryota; Metazoa; Chordata; Lepidosauria; Squamata; Eublepharidae
Product: glutathione S-transferase-like
Exons: 7
Coding region: 118-783 (221 amino acids)
Biological process (GO): xenobiotic metabolic process; glutathione metabolic process
Molecular function (GO): glutathione transferase activity
Source: RefSeq, a predicted model, not a curated record
UUUUAGAAGGUGGAGCUCCAGAGCUUUAUAACUCUGAGGCAUAUCUGUUCAACUUUUUUGCCAGAGAAGAACUUCCACUUAGCCUGGGAUUUCAGAGGAACCUGAGAAUUUAUAGCCAUGGCUGGAAAACCCAGGCUCCAUUACUUUAAUGGAAGAGGCCGCAUGGAGACCAUUCGUUGGUUAUUGGCAGCAGCUGGAGUUGAGUAUGAAGAACAAUUCAUUAAAUCAAAGGAAGAUCUUGAAAAAUUAAAGAAAGAUGGAGACCUGCUCUUCCAGCAAGUGCCUAUGGUGGAAAUCGAUGGCAUGAAAAUGGUGCAGACCCGAGCGAUCCUCAACUAUAUUGCAGCAAAAUACAAUCUCUGUGGGAAGGACCUCAAGGAGAAAGCAUUAAUGGAUAUGUAUAUCGAAGGUAUUAUGGAUUUGGGUGAAAUGAUCUUGAUGCAUCCUAUGAAGCCAGCAGAUGCAAAGGAAAAAGAUCUUGCACUGAUCAUUGAAAGGGCCACCACCAGAUAUUUUCCAGUCUUUGAAAAGGUCUUCAAAGAUCAUGGGCAGGAUUAUCUUGUUGGAAACAAAUUCAGCAGGGCAGAUGUUCAAUUGCUUGAACUUAUUUUAAUAACAGAAGAGCUCAAGCCCGAUAUUCUAUCAAAAUUCCCUCUUUUAAAGGCUUACAAAGGAAGAAUAAGCAACAUCCCUACAAUCAAGAAAUUCUUGCAACCUGGUAGUGCCAGAAAACAACCAAUGGAUGAAAAAAAGCUUGCAGAAGCAAUUAAGAUAUUCAGUUGAAUCAAGACCAUGGCUAAUGUAGCUACAAGCUAAAAUUGGGACACUCUUCGAAUAAAUUUUAAGAAGCUACCCGUAUACAAGCAUAGUUUCCAGACAAACUACAAUGUGGAGUUAAAUGUACAAAAGGCAAAAGUGAUGGCAACCAUGUGCUGCUACACUAAAGCACAAUAAAACAUUCUUCUAUGCUGAUA